CAGGCGCUGCUGCAGCUGCUGGUGGGCGCCACCUGCGAGCCGCGCCGGCAGGUGCGCCUGCUGGAGUGCGCGGCGCGGCUGGCGGAGCUGGAGGGGGGCGCGCAGGUGCAGGGCGGCGCCGCGGAGGGGCUGCUGCAUGUGGCCCUCAGCCUGCUGGAGAUCUGGUGCGACGGCGCGGUGGAUGUGGGCGACUCCCCGCCGCAACUCCGCCGGCAGCCGCCCCCUGCCGCUGCUGCAGCCGGCGGGGCCGAGGCAGCGGACUCCGCGGCGACCCCUGCCGACGCCUCCGCCUGGCAUGCGGCGAUGGGGUGGGCGCUGGAGGCGAGCAGCAGCGCACUGGCGGCGGCGGGACUGCUGGCGCCGUUCGCGGAGAGGCUUUGCAGCGUAGUGCUGCGCGCCUGCCUCGCCUCCGCCUCUGCCUCGACGCAGUCACCCGCUGCCGCCGCGGGUGGUGGCGUAGCUCUGCCCGCCGCUCCCCCGCAGCCCCCUCCCGCGCACGAGGCCUACCUGCCCCGCCUGCACGCCUGCCUGGCCGCCUGCCCGCACCUGCUGCCCCUCGCGCUGGAGCGGGGGCUGCUGGGGCUGCUGCUGCGCCUGCCCGCGGUGCCGCCUGAGGCGCAGCGGCUGGGGGCGGCGGGAGGGGGCAGCGCGGCUGCUGCUGCUGGCUGUCGGGCGCUGUGUGCGCAGUGGCUGGCGCAACCGGC
Messenger RNA from Astrephomene gubernaculifera, 704 nucleotides. The record is from the annotation of a GenBank genome assembly. NCBI's taxonomy places the organism in Eukaryota, Viridiplantae, Chlorophyta, Chlorophyceae, Chlamydomonadales, Astrephomenaceae.